Messenger RNA from Talaromyces atroroseus, 1197 nucleotides. RefSeq lists its product as hypothetical. The transcript has a single exon. Lineage: Eukaryota; Fungi; Ascomycota; Eurotiomycetes; Eurotiales; Trichocomaceae. Bases 1 to 1197 code for a protein of 398 amino acids. The record is from RefSeq and is a predicted model, not a curated record.
AUGUUCGCAAACACAGCUCACAAGUCAUGGCGGGAUCAGCAUUCUGGGAAGUCGUCUCCUGACUCUUACAGGUAUUCGUCCAGUUUGAGCUCCCAAGUGGCACUCGACACGCCGAGUUCAGAGCCGGUGACUCCAGUCGAGGGGCCGCUCCUUGUGCUGCCGAAACGACGAGGCCAGAAUGCAAAAUCCAGCGCCAAACCGCACAUUCGAAACAAAUCCCGCGAAGAACGGUCGUCGACCUCCAUCGAUCUGUCGCGAUCCUCCAUUGAGCUCGAGGGGCUCGGAAUUUACACGAACCUGGAGAGGGAUACGCGGUUCCAUCAAAACCGUAACAGUGUCUCGAACCUCCACAGAUCCGUUAGCCAGAUCUCGUCUUCACCGAGUAUAACUAGAUUAGGUCAAUCUUAUGUGCACCCGCGGCGCCAGCUUCCAACAGCAAGCGCUCCGCAAAACAUAGGGCAGCGCCACUCCGUGGAUGAACGGUAUUUCACAACUGUGAAUCGAAGCUUGACGGCGAUCGGUAGCACGGCACUUUCCAUUCCAGACGACGACUCCGCCGACGACGACACCAAUUCUCCGGAAGAAGCGGAAACACCGGGGGCGGUCUCGAUAGAUUAUCGACAUUCAACACCAGUAAUACUUCAAAGGGCACACACGGAUACAGCAAUUAGCAGCGGCAUAUCUUCCUCUUGGACGCCGUCUGAACACCUAUCGUCCGCAGAGUUAACAUCACAUGCAGCCGCUGUACGCGCUGCUCGAAUAGCAUUUGCGAAGAAAGAAGCUACAAAAGCACGAAAAAUCGAAGAGCAGCAGAAAAAGGCACAACAGCGCGGUGAGCGCCGACAUCAGCGAUCAGUUAGUCAUAUGGUAAAACCGCCACCAGCAACUGCCAACAAGAAACAGUCAGAGCAGCAACAACAACAUCAUCGACGUGCAGUCAGCGAGGCUUUCCCACCUCGCGCGUCAUUCACAGAAAAUGAUCUAGCAGAAGAAAAUUCCAACUUGGAAGAAGGGGUAACGACGACGACGGCGGCUACUACUACCACCACUACUACUCUUACUCCCUUGGGCCCACCAAAGCUUCCAGCAGCAACCAAGCACAACUGGAACAAAUUCCUUACCUGGGGGAAAACACGCUACUACAAAGCCAAGAGAAAAGUCUCCAUGCCUGUAUCGACAGCGGCGACUUAUAGGUGA